Pristis pectinata (smalltooth sawfish) is the source of this 4965-nucleotide messenger RNA. RefSeq names its product SH3 and cysteine-rich domain-containing protein 2-like. The record is from RefSeq and is a predicted model, not a curated record. Gene Ontology annotation, cellular component: extrinsic component of cytoplasmic side of plasma membrane. Gene Ontology annotation, biological process: skeletal muscle contraction; positive regulation of protein localization to plasma membrane; positive regulation of voltage-gated calcium channel activity. NCBI's taxonomy places the organism in Eukaryota, Metazoa, Chordata, Chondrichthyes, Rhinopristiformes, Pristidae. Gene Ontology annotation, molecular function: protein binding.
AUGACUGAAAACAACGAGACGGAGAGCGAACCUCAGAACACAGAAGUCCAGAGGUCGCCUGGUUCAGUGUGCAGUCAGCAGGAAACCAAGUUUCAACGGCUGAAGAGAUCCCUUUCCUUCAAGACCACUCGAAGCAAAAGCGUUGAAAAUUUCUUCCAGCGGUCAAAUAGUGAUGAAAUUCCACCAGAGAUCCUGCCUCCUCCACCCACCUCCCCACCAACUCCACCCAGUGCUUUUCUACCAGUGGACCCCACCACCAACGAACCGCCAGCGAGGAAAUCCCACCAGGGCUCUCUGCCCCUCAAACCAGUAAGGAUGCACAACUUUCAAGAAUUUGUCUUCAAAAAGCCUACAUUUUGUGACAUCUGCCAUCACAUGAUUGUAGGGUAUUCAAAACGCGGAUGGCGAUGCAAACUCUGUAAAAUCAACGCUCAUCCACAGUGUGGAGAGGACACGUGCAGGCAGCAGUGUGUGGGGAAAUUGCCAAUGGGAUUCCGGCGAAAUUUCAGCUCCCCACUUCUCAUCCAUGAACAGUAUGGAUUUGUUAAGGAAGCCAUGCCUAUAGUGGACCCGGUGUACGAAGCUCUUCGAUUUGGGACGUCUCUUGCCCAGAUGAGCAGGUCAAGUUUUGGGAGCUUCUCAGAGUCUCCCACAAAGCAUUUGGGUAACAAUGGAGACAUUGCAGAAGAGCCGGACCUUGGGACAAGUUGCUCUGCAGACAGUGAGAGCCAGAAAGACACCGUGCCUUUGGAGAAUGGAACAGUUGAAACAGAAGAUAAGAAGGAGAGCUCCGUGUCCAUUCAGGUUAGGAAGCCCUCGGUCCGUAAAGACAUGCUUCAGAUGCACACAUAUGUAGCGCUCUACAAGUUUGUACCACAGGAGCAAAACGACUUGGGGCUACAGCAAGGAGACAGGAUUGUGGUCACGGACGACUCCAAUGAAGAUUGGUGGAAGGGUAAAAUUGGGGACCGAGUGGGAUUUUUUCCUGCCAAUUUUGUUCAGCGCAUCCGACCUGGAGAGAGAGUCUGGCAGUGUAACAGAUCGUUUCAAGGCAGCAAGGAACAGGGACAGUUGCCCCUGAAGGAAUUGCAGAUUUGUGUUGGUCGAGGGGAGGAAAUGAAUGGGUUUAUCAAGGUGUGCAGCGGCAAGAAAAGAGGAGUCGUGCCAGCAGACAUUCUGAAUGAAAUUUGACUUUUUUACCCUCCAGGUUAAGCACGACCAACACCUCCUCCAAAUGGAAUAUAUGCAGCAGAUUGUGUACCUAACAUUUAGCUCACUUAUUGUGUACGUCUCUCUCCACCACUGUACCACAUCAGACCACAGGAGAUCGGUGGGUCCAGCGAUCCUUCUCCUCCUCGCACGCCUCCAUUCGUUGUCGUCGCAAUCUCAAACGUGUGCAACGAGAGCUUGAAUACCCUCUAACUUGAACUCUGCUCAAGCGAUGGUCAGGAGGCAGUUUGCACCAGCUUUCACUGUGUCGUCCCAUCUGCCCUUCUCCAGGACACUAUGCAUUUAAGAAGCACUAGAACAGUUCCUGAGGCCACUCACUAUUUGUCCACGGUCCAUUGUCUCCAAACAGCAGAAGCUGCCCAAAAUUGCCCCAUCCCUUCACAGCAAUCAACACCUUGUUGUCUUUGUCAAUAUUUUUUGAAAUUUCUUUCCGUUUACUGAUGUGUUGGAUAUUUUGGCUCUGGGUGAAAGUGCAAGUUGGGUGAUAACAGAUUGGGAGUAUUGAUUAGUUGUUUUCACACAAAGUGUAAAUUGUUCUUGCUUGGUGUCAGGACCUUGGGGUCAGUGUCAACCGUGUGAUUGGGGGGAAGAAGAUGGGUGCAGUGGGAGGAAGGGUAGAUGGGGGAAGGUCACAAUUUCACGCCCUGGAUAUGUUAACUCCCUAACUAAGUUUGAUCGUGGCUGGUCCACUUACUACACCGAGCAUGGAACCAACCUCCAGUAAGGAGCCGUGCCUUGUGAGCAUGGAAGAGGAUGGAGAUGGCCGUGCCCUGUUCUAAUCACCUUCUCCAGAUUUGCUUCCACUGGACCCUGAUUAAAACUACACCCUGCAUCCCCCAGUAGCAUAAUUUUCCAAGGCUCCCAUCUGUUUCGGUCGAUAGCCUGAUCUUCCUGUUAAGCCACAUGGCCUAAGAUAGAAUUAUAGAGCAGUACACAGGAAAAAGUCCCUUCCAGCCCACCUCAUCUACAUCAACUGCGAUGACCCUCCAUGCUAAUCCCAUUUCCCCGCAUUAGGCCCACUUACCUCCACUCUUUUCCUGUCCAAGUACCCAUCCAAAUGCCUUUUAAACAUUGUAAUAGUACCCACUUCCACCACCUCCUUUGGCAACUCAUUUCCAGGUAUACACCACACUCCACAUGGAGAAACUUGCCCCUCAGAUCUCCUUUGAAUUUCUCCCCUCUCACCUUAAAACCUUGCCCCUCUAGUUCUAGGAUUUGAGUGGAGGAGAUGUCUACUCAUUUGUGGCUGCCCGCCUGCCCAACAUCCACCAACCAUUGCAGGGUUAAAGUCAAACCCAUUAUUGGGAAAUAUCUCUAGAGUCAGCCAGUUAGCUAGAAGAAAGGCUCCUUCUCUCUGUUUCAAAGUAAGGCCAGUUCGAGUUCCAUUCCCAUUCAAUGGAGCCCAUUAUCUCCUAGCUGAGUGGCAGGAGCAAAGUACUAAGUUUGGAACAGUAUGGGCAGUAAGUUCAAGAACUAGGGAGCUAUUUUGGAUAAAUGAAGUUGGAUGAUGCAGUCUUUGUGAUGCUGCUAUAUGCAAGGUUGAUAUAUUCAAUACAGUUUUUAAUUUUCACAGUAAGAAUUCAGUGAAGGUUGACAUUGCAUUCCUUGAGUCACAGUUUCCUUUUGGAAGAGAAAUCUAUAUCGUCUUAUGUAGGAUUAUAUAAUCCUAUAUAAGAAAUAGGAGCCGGGGUUCAAUAAGAUUAUGGCUGCUCUGAUCCUGGCCUGAAUCCGACAUCCUUGCCUGAUUGAUGUGACCCUUAGUUUUACUAAAGUCCAAAAAUAUCAAGCUCAGCUGUGAAUAUAUUUAAUGAUUCUGCCUCUUCAGCUCUCAAGGGUUGAGAAGCUCUCUAGGGUAAAGAUUCAUGACCUUGAGGGAAAAAGUCCUCCUCAUCUCCCUCAUCAUUGGGCAUCCUCCUGCUCUGGAAGUCAUUCCUCCUCGGUCUAGAUACUCCCACUAGGGGGAUCAACCUCUCAGCAUCCACCCUGUCAAUCCCUCUCGAAAGCUGGUGUGUUUAAGAUCACCUCUUACUCAUCCAAACUCAAGCUCCUCCUAAAAAAAAAUGUUCCAGGAAUCAACUUGGUGAACUGCCUCCAGUGCCAAGCUUCUCCCUCCUUAAUUAAAGAGUCCCAUGAAAUUACAGCCUUUCUGAGCAGGAGUAUCGAAAUAGGGCAAGUUGGACCAGGACACGAGGAACUGAAGGGAGCUUUACCAAAGUCAUUUAUGCCCUGGAGGACUUUAAACUCUGUACUGUAAAAUAGUAGUGUUGUAACUAAUGGAGUCAUUUGUUCUGUGUCCCUCUGAAUACCUGUCAUUUAAUUAAUGCAAGAAUGUUUGACCAAGAUAGUCCUGGUUCUCAAAAUGUCGAUUCUCAAAAGACUGUGAAAUCUUGUUAUUUUUUAUUCUGCAUACAUUAGUGCAAUCAGUGUUUUCUGAUUGGGACCACAUUACAGACUCUAACUGUUGAACCUUGUGACUCUCGAUGAACAUUUAGCACAGACUCAUCUCUCCACUGCACUGAUAGGUAUUGACCCAGUUCAGGCUACACCUUGGUUGAAGAACAGAAGGUGGGCAAGGCAAUUGUUCACUCAUUGACUACCAAUGUCAUAGGAAUCCUCAUAUUAAGUUCCCAGCUUCUGUUGCUUAACGAAUUGAGGGGGAGUUAUCACUGGGGAAAAGAAAUGAGCCUGCUCAUUGAAGUGAAGUACAUUUCAUGCCCAUUAGAAAGCUGCUACAAUGUUCUAAAACUGAAGCACUUCCUAAUCACCGUUUCAUUUUUUUAGAUUAGUAUUUCUAAGCUCCUGUUCAUCUGUAUCAAGGGUUGUUUAGCUCAGUUUACAGAUAGUUGUCAUGAGAUCAGCAAGUAUCCAAUGCUAUCCUGCCAAGGAUUCCCUUGCAGCUCAUGUAACUUCACAUUAAAAAAAACUGAAAUCCUGCACCACUGCCUGCCGAGACAUGAUUGGUCACAAUUAAAGGUUUAUCGUGACUCUCUUACAACUGUUUAGGGUUCAGCAGAGAGUACACUUGGAAUGCUGUCUUGGCCUACUUACUUAAGGAAGAAUAUACUUACCUUAGAGACAAAGAAGAUUGAUUCCUGGGGUGAAAGAUUUAUGUUAUGAGGAGAAACUUAGGGUUAUGUUCUCAGGAGUUUAGAAGAAUGGGAUGUAUUCUUAUAGAGCUCUAUAAGAUCCCGAGAGUGUUUCUUGUCGUGGGAGGGGUGGGGGAUGAUAGAACUAGAGGGCAUUAUCUUGGAAGAAGAGGAGAAACUUCUCUUACGGAGUUGUGAAUCUGUACAGUUCGCAACCCAAGGGAACUUUGGGGGAGGACUCAUUGGAUUAACGCAAGCUGAGAUAGAUUUUUGGACUUCAGGGCAGUCAAGGGAUUAGGGGAUCAGGAAGGAAAAUGGAAUCCAGGGCAAGAUCAGAUCAGUCAUGAUCAUACUAAAGAGAAAAGCAGGCUUGAGAGGCUGCUUGGCUGACUCCUGCUUCUAUUUCUAAUGUUUCUUAAGCUUGAGAAUUAAAAAAAAAUCUAAUUUCUAACUUGUUCAAAUGUGUCGUGGGUAGAUUGUGCGGGUGUGAAUCAAUGUUUUGAGGUCGUGUACAAAAGAAACUAACUUGUUUUACUCCAAGCAACGUGCACUGCUACUAACUUGCCCUAAAUAAGGUGUUAGUUGAAAUCUUAAUCAGCGAGUUAUAAUCAUCAUAUCAGUAGCCUAAAGCUAAACCAAUUGCACUGAA